ACUUUGCAAAAACAUGGACAUCCAAACAGCCAUCUAAUACGACCAUGUCAUCCACAGCUCUGCGAUUGAUCAGCAUCUCAUGCGAAGAAGGCCUUGAUGGCGUUGACGGAUCAGCUAGAUUCUCCUUCCGCCCUUCUUGUUCAGCUCUUGCUUCAGUCAGUGGUCCCAUUGCAGCCCGCCUAGCUGCUGAGCACCCUGCUCGCGCAACCGUCGAAGUGCACGUCCGUCCGCUCUCAUCAGUGCCAGGAACUGCAGAAAAAUCUCGUGGAAUGGCCAUACGAGAGAUCGUGGAACGCUCGUGUCUUCUUGCGCAACAUCCUCGCACUCUCAUUCAGGUUGUCGUUCAAGCCUUAACGAAUCCGACUCCUGUUUGCGCGGUUUCUGUCGGUAGAGUGAAGAAGGGGAGCGUGGUUUCUGUGGAGGUUGACAUAGCGGAUGAUGCUGUGCUUGAGGGAGGUGGAUGUUUUGCUUUCCUGUUUGGAUUUGCCUUGUCAGGACCGAUAAAAGGAAGUGCUCCACCUUGUGAAGAUGUUUGGUCAACUUACAGCGCUCGCCUUGGGUCGUCUUUUGAUCAGGCUGAGCUUGUAAGGGCUAGAGAGGUGGCACGGGAAGCUGCAGCGGAGGUGUGGCAAUGCAUGAAAAAUAGCAUACGCCAUCAAAAAAUGAUAGGAGAGACACAGUCACCAGAAGAAGUCGUUGUCAAGAUGGAAAUAUAAGUGCCGUCGAACGAGGGGUUGUACAUAGAAAUUGUGUGUAUCCCCUGCUCUAUUCACUCCGUUGCCGUUCAAGAAGCCAGCUCUUCUAGACUUCAUAUCAAAUUGCUGGCGUUGACUUGAAAAGUUGCAUUCAUUGCGUCCUAACAGCUUUGCGCUGCACGCCUGCUCUUGUGAUUGUGACAUCUUUAGCCCGCGGCGUUUGUUUCACAGGAAUAAUAUUAACGCCGUUUGUGUAAAGACUGCGGGUGCCGUAU
Molecule: messenger RNA, 970 nt
Organism: Suillus subaureus
Lineage: Eukaryota; Fungi; Basidiomycota; Agaricomycetes; Boletales; Suillaceae
Exons: 2
Coding region: 45-716 (223 amino acids)
Biological process (GO): rRNA catabolic process; poly(A)-dependent snoRNA 3'-end processing; U4 snRNA 3'-end processing
Cellular component (GO): nucleolus; cytoplasmic exosome (RNase complex); nuclear exosome (RNase complex)
Source: RefSeq, a predicted model, not a curated record